Camellia sinensis is the source of this 1267-nucleotide messenger RNA. RefSeq names its product Thioredoxin family protein. Gene Ontology annotation, cellular component: chloroplast. Lineage: Eukaryota; Viridiplantae; Streptophyta; Magnoliopsida; Ericales; Theaceae. The record is from RefSeq and is a predicted model, not a curated record.
UCCAAACAGGUCAUAAGACAACCACUACCUGAACCAUGGCGGUGUUAUCCGUGACGAGCACUCACUCUCACUCCUCCCUCUUUCUCUCACCACCACCACCACCUCACUCUUCUCCCAAAAUCUAUGGCUGCUUAUCCUUCUCCACCAUUCUAAUUCCACUUCCCACUCUCAAACCCUCGUCUUUUUCUCAAAGAUUCUCGAUAAAUGGGAAUUGGGAUUCUCGCAGAAACAGAUUUCGUGCAAAUUCUUCUGACCCAGAAAGGGAUUUCCAAAACCCUCCUACCCAAAUUUCUCAGGAAAAUGAUGAAAUUUCCCAAGAUAGUAGUAGCAGCAACCCAUCAACUAGCCUCUUGUCUGUACUCUGUCCCUUGCUCAAGAUUUUCUCUGGAGGAGAUCCAUCUAAAAAACGGAACUAUUUUUUGGAGGUAGCAACAUCUUCCUUGUCUACCUUGGCAAGGUUGCCAUGGGGAUCAAGAUCACUAUCAGACAGUUCAGACAGCCAAGAGAUCAGCACAGUAGAUCCUCUAAAGCGUUUGCAGCUUUUUGAAUUUGAGGCAUGCCCCUUUUGCAGGAGGGUUCGAGAGGCCAUAACUGAGCUUGAUCUUUCUGUAGAGAUCUAUCCUUGCCCAAAAGGUUCUAUAAGACACAGGGAAAUGGUUAGAAGACUGGGUGGCAAAGAACAGUUUCCUUUCCUUGUUGACCCGAAUACUGGAAAAUCAAUGUAUGAAAGCAGUGAGAUUGUAAAGUACUUAUUCCAGCAGUAUGGUAAAGGAAGAAGUCUUUCAAUGGGUCUUCUGGAAAGCACACUACUCACAGGAUGGGUGCCAACUCUUCUUCGAGCAGGUAGAGGAAUGACAUUAUGGGAAAAGGCCAGAACAGAGUCACCAUCCAAGAAGUUGGAACUUUUCUCCUAUGAAAAUAAUCCAUAUGCUCGAAUUGUGCGUGAAGCACUUUGUGAAUUGGAGCUUCCUUACAUCCUUCAAACCGUGGGAGAGGGAUCUCGACGAACGAAUUUACUACUUGAGGCAUCUGGAUCAAAAGAGGUGCCUUACAUUAUUGAUCCCAACACUGGCACUCAAAUUGGUGACUACAAGAAGAUUUUAUCAUAUUUGGUUCAGACCUAUUCCAUGGUCAGUGCAUAGGUGCAACAUCAUCCAUCUUUUAAUACUGUUUGUAUUAUAGAUUUGGGUAGAGAUUUAAAAAAACAUAAAGGGAAAAAGUGGUAGAAAUGUGAAUGAAUAUAUAUAUAUAUAUAUAUAUUUUUUUU